AUGCCUCCGCGUUUCCAUUCCCUCCCGCCCGAGAUCCAGGUGAUGAUCCUACAGGAUGUCUCCCUAGAAACUUCAACCGCUCCAUACGCCGCCGUCUGCAGAGCCUGGCAGUAUUUUUUCGAGGAGAAAAACUUCAGGUCCCUCGCCAUCAGGCAAUUCGACCUCUCUACGUUCCGCGAAGUAGUUACUCCUCGGCGUCAACAAUUCGUCAAACACAUCUGGUAUCGGAUAGUUCUUCCAUCUCGUGUCGAUCCUGCAAAUAAGUACUUCGAACAUCCCGCGGUGCUGUGGAGAGCAGACAAGCGCUUUACCGAGUCUAUCUUUCGAUUGUGGGAUAUCAUUUCUCUAUGGAAGCCGGAAAACAGAAUCACCCUUGAGCUCAGUGCUUUCUCAUUCAACGAUUGGGACCAGAUUACUAAACAACAGCGUAUUUGGGAUCUGGACCUUGCGGCGUACAAAGUCCACAAAGGGCUACAGUCGAAGGAGCCUUACCAUUAUGACGAGCCUCAUGCACCCUACAUCGAACAGUACAGUCUAUGGGGCUUGCCGAACACGCAGUGGAGGCUGAGGGAUUACUGGGAGGCCUUAACGUAUGACCUCUUGGGCUGGGAGGACAUCGAGUUCACCACGGCUGACGAGGGCGACGGGGACAACGUGCCAUACUACGUAGAGGAAGAUGCCAUCCUCCCUCCUGUCCCUAUCGUCUCCAAGUUCCUUAUCCGCAACACGCAAUUCCGUCAAAUCCAGCCAAUGACUCUCUCCCAGAUAUUCGAAAGUUUCCAUAACAUAGAAAACAUAACCAUCGAGCGAUGGGCUUCUGUCGACUCCGAUAGGGAAUCAAACUGGACCGAUUAUGCCUCUAAAGCUUUUGCCAUAGAGCUCCCAGUCACAGUCAAGACAUUGUCCAUCAACGGAGAGAAAUGCGCGGUAUUUCAGAGGUGGACAUCAAAAGAAGUUCGAUUUAGAGAGGAUUUAGCAACGCAUCUGCGCCAAUGGUCAAAGAAUCUAGAGCACAUAUCUAUACUAGAUAUCAUCGACGCCAGACACUUCCUUGGUAUCUUCCAUACCUACGUCACAGAUCAAGACCUUCAACAACUGAUACGAUGGCCUUAUCUGAAGACACUUACGCUAACCACAGACUUAUUCGAGACGCAAAAGCGGAGAACGAUACAGAACUUGCUCUGCUGGGCGGCGACAGCAGCACGAAAGAUGCCAGAACUUCGAACACUUGAGAUUAGAAGCAGCAGAGAUGCGCAAUGCUUCUUUCGGUACAAUAUAGUCAAAUCUGUCGCAGAGAUAACGUGGUCAGGGCCAGUUGUCGAUAGUACUGAGAUUAUGAAGGAGUGGGAAAAGACAUCUGCCUGGAGAAACAAUCAUGACAUAGUAAAUGACUUUUAA
Fusarium mangiferae is the source of this 1398-nucleotide messenger RNA. RefSeq lists its product as uncharacterized. The record is from RefSeq and is a predicted model, not a curated record. The transcript has a single exon. The coding region runs from base 1 to 1398 and encodes 465 amino acids. Lineage: Eukaryota; Fungi; Ascomycota; Sordariomycetes; Hypocreales; Nectriaceae.